UUUCCCUCUAGAAACUUGUAUUUAUACCUGGACCGUGUUCGUCGGAAAGGGGAACCAAAAGCGGCGGGUCGAUAGGUGACACGGGGACAGGGGUGUCUGUGCUGCUGUCUCACAGCUGGACAACUUUUACUUGCCGAGGAGCCCCGUCAGAGAGACGUGAUGGAGGCAUGUGAGAGAGAAGAGUUGGUGGUGGAUGCCGAUCACCUUGCAGCAGCUCCUAAUGGCAUUGAGAAUGAACUGCUGGAUGUGGGAGAGGAGGACCACAUGCAGGGCCAGAUGGAGGAGUUUCUUGGCCCACAGGCAGAGUACAACGAGGAGGAGGAGGAGAGGAAAUACUACCGGAGGAAGAGACUGGGAGUCAUCAAGAAUGUUCUGGCAGCCAGUGUUGGAGCCAUGAUUGUGUACAGUGUUUAUAUGGGCCUACUACAGAUGCAGCUGAUCCUCCAUUAUGAUAUGACAUACCGUGAGGUGAAGUACAGCAACCUUGGCCUAGUGGACAUCGAUCGCAAAAUGCUGAUGGGAAUCAACGUCACGCCCAUCAUAGGCCUGCUGUACACCCCCAUACUCAUCAGGUUUCUUGGUACGAAGUGGAUGAUGUUCCUAGCUUCUGGAAUCUACGCACUCUUUGUCUCAACCAAUUACUGGGAGCGUUACUACACCUUGGUCCCUUCAGCCGUAGCUAUCGGCGUGGCCAUUGUUCCGUUCUGGGCCUCUUUGGGAAAUUAUAUCACUAGGAUGGCACAGCAGUACUACGAGUACGUCAACUACAGGGAAGAGCACGUGCAGGAGCAGAAGAAGCUUCCUAAGGGAGCGUGCCACAGCUACAUCAUCGUCUUCCAGUCAGUCUUUCACAUGAUCUAUCAUCUGAGUUUUGUCUUCGCGGAGUUCCCCAUGCUGUUCGUCCUCAACGGCCACCUGCGUGAAAAUGAUCACAUUCUCUACAAUGUCAAAGGCUGCGGAGCAAACAUCAGCGGAGUGAUCCCCGGCUUCAACAGCACCGUGCUGCUCAACCUGCCUCGCUCCAUGCUGCUCAUCCAGGUGGAGAGUGUCCUCAUGGGCUUUGCCUUCCUCGCCAUGCUCAUAUUCCUUUUGCUCUGCGGUGCUGCCUACCGCCCGACUGAAGAGAUCGACCUUCGCAGUAUCGGCUGGGGCAACAUCUUCCAGCUGCCUUUCAAACACUUCAGAGACUACCGUCUGCGCCUGCUCUGCCCAUUCUUCAUCUACAGCGGGUUCGAAACACUGUUUGCAGUGACUGGAUUCUCCCUGUCGUACGGUGUCUGCGUUUUGGGCCUGAAAAAGCUGUGGCUCCUCAUAGUGGUCUACGGCCUCUCCUGCUCUGUCUUUUCUUCCCUAUCUCUUUGCCUCCUGCGCCUCCCACGCUGGCUGUGUCUGGCGGCAGGUGCUGCUGUGCACAUUGUGCUGCUGGUAGCUCUCCUUGCGUUGCCUCUUUAUCGUGACAAACCAGAAUAUCUGGGCCCUCUGCUGGUGAUCUCCGUGCUGUGGGGACUCGGCACUGCCCUGAUCAAGACGGGUGUCAACACUCUGCUUGGUAUGCUGUACGCUGAGGACAAAGAACGUCUGGACUUUAUCUACACCAUCUUCCACUGGUGGCAGGCCAUCGCCAUCUUCAUAGUCUACCUCUGGUCCAACCUGCCGAUGAGGGCCAAACUCUCCAUCCUGUUGGCCACUUUGUUACUGGCGUGCUACUGUUAUUGGUUGAUGGAGCGUCGGCUUGCCAGAAAAAAGCCUUAUCGACUCCCUCGCAUCCCACGGCCACGGCACAAGGUCAAAGGCUACCGCUACCUGGAAGAGGAUAACUCAGAUGAGUCAGACUCUGAGAAAAGUGAGGAGGAUGACGAUGAUGACGGGGACAGGAAUGAGGACGGAGAACAUGUGGUGGAGGAGAUGAGAGCAGAGGACAGGGAGGAAGACGGCCAAGACGCAGGGGUCCUGGGAGCUGACUCACCAGGAGCCAGGAGGAGAGGGCCGGAGGGUCACCGCCACAGACAGGAGGACGCCCAUGUGAAGGAGGAGGAGAGAGAGGAGCGUGAGCAAUGGUGAGAGAGAGAGGAGAAACAGGAGGAGAAAUGAAUGGAGAUGAUGGACAGAUUACAGAUAUACAGAAGAGGAAGAGAGUUAAAGUUGUCCUGGAUGUCUUUGCUCUCAUUUCAAUUUUAUAGACUAUGAGGACCAAAAACGUUUUUUUCUGGCCUGUGCUUUUAAGUGCUCUGACCUGCUGGUCAACCAUAAUCACAACAAGGAUCGAUGGUACAGAAACUGGAAAUAUUAUAUUGCUUUUUAACAAUAGGUAUGACAAUCUUAAAAAGUAGAGCACCUUGGAUAAACAAGUCAGAAAACAACAUGAUUGAUUCAUUUGCUGCACAGCUUGUGGCUCAUAUUUAAAAAACGUGCUGGUCAUUACCGAGGAAGUUGCAGUUGCUUUAGUGCUUCUUCGAGUGGAAAAUAUAUUCUCUAACACAGAAGCUAGUUUCAUUUAAAAAAAAGAGAGAACUUCUUUACAAAGAAUCGUCUGAAUGUAUCAGAAAAAGGAAUGAGGAAUUGAUUUUCUCAGUUCACCCUCAGGGUGAAGUGUGUUUUGAGUCAUUUUUAGAGAGUCUGGUCCUGCUGGAGAACAGCGUAAGCAGCAUCAGCUAUAUUUAAUGUUCUGUCUAUGUUUACUUUCAAACCCUUAAAGAAAACAAGCUGACCCAAGGUAUCACCAGAAGCUUGGACACAUGGCUGUUGGCCGAUGUGUAUCCUGGAGGAAGUUAACCAUGCUUUCUGCUGAAGUUUAAUAUGAAGUGCAGUUUGAGUGUUUGUCUCUGUUCUAGUGAAACUUGAUACAGGUACGGCUGGUUGGUCAUGUAUGGCCCAUAAGGUAUGAAAUAGGGAUGUACAGUCAUUAAUAUGUGGAUUCCAUUGUUUAAUAAAGUAAGGUAAAGUAUGGCAGUGAGCAAGAUUAUACAGUCACACUAGCAGCCACUCUUAAGAGGAGUGAUUUGUCAGUAUCCCUCUGAUGUUAGCAUGUUAGCUCACAGUAACAAUGUUUACUUGCUGAUGUUAAGUUGGUUUAAUGUUUGCCAUGUUCAGUAUCUCAGUUCAGUUCGUAAGCAUUCUGAUUCAUGCCAAUUAGCAUUCAACAUAAAGCACAGCUGAGGCUGAUGGGAAUGUCAUUGUUCAUUGCAUUCCCUCUCAUUAUUGUUGAUUUCAAUCAAAAUCAUGAUUGUCAACCUGCUGGUGGCACCAGAGAAGAAGUCAGGGAUUCAGCAAAGUCAUUAGCAUUCUUCUUCUGGGUUUACCAUGAAUAUCUGUCCAAAAUGUUAUGACAAUCUAUCCAAUUUUACAGAGAAGGUAGAAGAUAUCUUCAUGUUUGAUCUUUGCUGAGCUGUUGUAGAAUUUUUUUUAAGGGAGAGGCAAAAGAAGUCUUUUUUCAUUAAUUUUGGGAUAAUGUUGAGGUCAGUUGAAAGAGUGUGUUCAAACAGCUGCUAAAUGUUAAGAAAAACUUUAGAAAUGGAGGUACAGCGAUGCCAUGGCAGACUGACACUUUAGACAAGGAAAAAUUAACUUGUUCAAUUUAAUGCUGAAUUUACAAGAAGGCACAAAUUAUUAAGAAUAAUUUUAUUAGUAGUUCUCCUCACUCAGCAAACCUGAAAACUGUGAGUUUUUGAAGGGAGUCUUAUAGGAUAUGUAUUGCAGUUAUUAAACCAGUAGUUAUAUCAUUUGAAACAUAUUGUCCACCAACAUAAGCUUCAUGUAAGAGAGCCUCAACAUAUACUACAGUGAAUCAUAUGGAAAUUGGCUUGGAGGACGAAGGUUGAGUAGGCGGUCCUUCAAAGUGGCCCAGAGCACAUGUGUGUACACGUGCUGCUGAAAAGUUGUCGUCACAUGCGUCACACCUGUAUUUAGAGCCGUCUGCUUGUAAUUCAUCACUCAGGGCAGGUGUUGAUGCAGGUGUGAACAGUGCCAUCAGUCAUCAGUAAUGCUUUCAGUGACACCUGCGCCUCGGCUGCUAUGACGAGUCAAAAUGUCUGAGGUGAAACAGGUCUCAUAAUUAUGACAACAGGGGAGAUUGGAGACCUGGUAUUGGAUGAUUUGGUGAUUAUGAAUGACUAAAGUUACUAUAUGUUAUAUGUAUAUGUUAUUAUUGCUGUAUCUGUAAAAAGUUGUCACUUAAUUCCCUGUCGUGUAUUUUCCUUUUUCAGCUUAUAAAAUGAUGUACCACACACAAUUUUUAUUUUGUUUGUUUUUUCUUUUGUCAUCUUUAUUGAUAUCUCAUCUAGGCAGCUUUGAGAGAAAAUGAAUCGCUAUGUCAGCGCUCAUGCUUUCAGACCGGUGGUCAAAAGUUCAUAUUGUUUUGUUGGUACUACACUCGCAAGUUUGAUCCAAACCUGCAGUGGGAAGACAAAAUAAAUCCACAUUCUCUUGUGAGUAUUUAUUAUUUCAUUUAUGGCAAAAAGUAAUUCAUGACUUUUUGAUGAACUGACGCCAAAGCAACUUGAUGUUGCACCGAUGCCUGUGAAGUUGUUGAUGAUGUGAUAUCUUGUUACUGAGAGUGUAAUAUUGCUCACAGGAAUAAACUUUGUACCUUGCUCCUAAUUGUGCAUGUACUUUAAACUUAAGGAUGUGUUGUUGUUUGUCUUGUCAGGUAUUACCAUGGAAACUUCAAAGUACAGCAAAUGCAAAGAAUAGCAAGACUAAAUUAAUGUGUUGUUGCAGUUACUGUGACAGUUCGACACAUGCCCGCACAUUUAUAGAACAUGACACCUAUCACUUCUUGUGUCUUUUACUUAUGCAAGAGAAGAAUUACUCUAACGGACUAAAGAAAAAAAAGAAGUAAAUCUUCUGUGAUGACCAAUAAAAUGAUGUGUUGAAGCACCAGCA
Messenger RNA from Acanthopagrus latus (yellowfin seabream), 4881 nucleotides. RefSeq names its product unc-93 homolog B1, TLR signaling regulator (gene unc93b1). The transcript has 13 exons. Lineage: Eukaryota; Metazoa; Chordata; Actinopteri; Spariformes; Sparidae. Bases 160 to 2061 code for a protein of 633 amino acids. Gene Ontology annotation, cellular component: endosome; lysosome. The record is from RefSeq and is a predicted model, not a curated record. Gene Ontology annotation, molecular function: Toll-like receptor binding. Gene Ontology annotation, biological process: toll-like receptor 7 signaling pathway; toll-like receptor signaling pathway; toll-like receptor 9 signaling pathway.